Molecule: messenger RNA, 824 nt
Organism: Oryza brachyantha (malo sina)
Lineage: Eukaryota; Viridiplantae; Streptophyta; Magnoliopsida; Poales; Poaceae
Product: zinc-finger homeodomain protein 11-like
Exons: 1
Coding region: 1-726 (241 amino acids)
Biological process (GO): regulation of DNA-templated transcription; regulation of developmental process
Cellular component (GO): nucleus
Molecular function (GO): DNA-binding transcription factor activity; transcription cis-regulatory region binding
Source: RefSeq, a predicted model, not a curated record
AUGGAGCAGCAGCAGCAGCAGGAGCGGCCGCGGGAGGUGUACAGGGAGUGCAUGCGCAACCACGCGGCGAAGCUGGGCACCUACGCGAACGACGGAUGCUGCGAGUACACCCCCGACGACGGCCACCCGGCGGGGCUGCUCUGCGCGGCGUGCGGAUGCCACCGCAAUUUCCACCGCAAGGCGUUCCUCGACGGCGCCGCCGCCGCCACCGCGGGGGCGGUGGGAGGCGCCGGAGUUGGCGUUGGCGUUGGCGUCAGCCCGCAAGCGCCAAUGCUGCCGUCCCCCGGCGGCGGGGCGCCGGGAUACAUGCACAUGGCGAUGGGGGUAGGCGGCGGCGGCGGCGACGGCAGCGGCGGGCACGGCUCCGGGGGGAGGCGGCGGACGCGGACCAAGUUCACGGAGGAGCAGAAGACGCGGAUGCUACGGUUCGCCGAGCGGCUCGGGUGGCGGAUGCCGAAGCGGGAGCCCGGCCGCGCUCCCGGCGACGACGAGGUGGCGCGCUUCUGCCGGGAGAUCGGCGUCAAUAGGCAAGUCUUCAAGGUAUGGAUGCACAACCACAAGGCCGGCGGCGGCGGCGGCAGCGGGGGCGCCGGCGUGGGCGGAGGCGCCCAGACGUCAUCAUCGACGACGAGGGGAGGCGGCGACGUGGGAGCGGGCUUGUCGCCGGCGAUGGUCGGCGACGGCGAGGACGACGAGGAGGUGAGGGGCAGCGAGAUGUGCAUGUAGUAGCAGCACGUAUGUACGUAGUGCAGGCGGCAUUGCAAUUGCAUUGCUAGGGUGGGAUAAUUCACAUUUUAAUUAACUCCUCCCUUUUUUUUUGCUAA